CCCUAGCAAUGCUAUAAACACGCUUAUAUAUACAAAUGUACUUUUUUUCAAGGAAUGUAAUGAAACAACUGUGUACUUCAUUCAUAUAUAAUGUAAUGAACAAUCUAUUACACACACCGAUUAAAUUAUUUCAUAAAAAUUUGUUAUGAUUCUCCAUAAAUGUAAUUAACUAACAAACUCUGUACGUGUAUUACAAAAUAACUUGUUUUUCUUGUGCAAAGAAACAAUAUGUCCACUAUCCUUUUUGGCGUUCACAAUUUUCUAUUUAUCACAUAUUACAAUAUAAAUGUGAGAUGAUGUGAUUGCAUUAAUUGUUUGUUUGACAAUGUACUGUAUUGCGGAACUUGUUCUUGAAUUUUGUUUGUGAAUCAUGACAGAGUCGGAACUUUGCCGGCUCUGCGCCGAAACCAAAGAGAAUUUUAUUGGAAUUUACGAAGCAGAAGGACAAAAAUUAGCCAUAGAAGCUAAAAUUGCUAAAUGUUUACAAAUUCAGGUAUUAACUAAUGAUGGAUUACCACUUACAGUUUGUAUAGAUUGUUGUAUUUUAUUGAAUCAGUGUAGUGAAUUUUUUGAGAAAACCAAUCAAGCGCAAGUGUCUUUAAGACAAUUACUUCUAGAUCCUAAAGUUGAGCCACAAUCAUUAGAAUCAAAUAUAAAUUAUAUUGAUAAAACUAUUGCAUUUCCAAAAGAAGAAAUUGGCGAAGGAAUUGUUGAAUGUCAUUUAUCAAAUUAUAUCCAUGAUACAUCUAAUGCUUCACAUAAUUACUUUAUUGAAGAAAAUAAAAAUGAUAGCCAUCAAAAAUAUGAAAAUGAAGAACCUCAAGAUAAUGUGAAACAAAAAAAAUGUAAAAUUCAAUUUAAAAAAACGCCGCUUAAACAAACUCGAAAAAAAUUAAAACGGAAAAGUCAAAAAAUGGAGGACCCAGACGUAUACAUAAGUGCUGAUUUAAAAAAAGAACAUAAAAAUAUAGAUAUGAAAACAAAUAUUAAAAUUCCAGAUAAUUAUAUGACAGGUACUGAUACAGACUUAGAAAUUAUAGAAGCACAUACAGUAGAAAUAUUAAAACGCAAAAGAGAAGAAAGUUUAAAUAGGUAUCCAUGGCUUUGCACUGAUUGUAAUGAUAAAUUGCCUAGUUUAGAAAAGUUAGAAGAACAUCAUGAAACUAUUCACAAUCAACAAGCAAAAUAUAUGUGUGUUUUAUGUUGUAAAGUUUAUGAUAAAUAUUAUGGUUUUCUUACUCAUGUCAAACGACACAAAAACAAGACAAAAUUCAGUUGUGAAGAUUGUGGAAAAUCAUUUGUACAUAAAAAGGUGUUAGAUUCUCAUAAAGCAAUUCAUAGUAAGGAACGAUCUCAUGUAUGCCAAACCUGUGGGAAAGCAUUUAAACAACAAAGUGCAUUAUAUAUUCAUAGUCGGUGUCAUUUACCAGAUACUAUGAAAAAUAGAUUUCCAUGUGAUCAGUGUGACAAAAGAUUUUCAACAAAACCAAAUUUAGUCACACAUAAACGUAUCCAUUCUGGUGUUAGAAAUUUUACAUGUGAUCAGUGUGGCAAGAGCUUUAUUCAAAAAGGAAAUCUAGAAGCUCAUUUUUUAACUCACUCUGCAGAUAAGCCAUAUAAUUGCAGUCAAUGCUCAAAAGCUUUCAAAACACCACUACAGUUGAAAAAACAUGAGACAGUUCAUACAGGUGCUAAACCACAUCAAUGUGCUGUAUGUGGAAGAACUUUUAGAGAAAAAGGUACCUUAAGGGAACAUCACAGAAUACAUACUGGUGCAAUGCCAUUUACAUGUGAAUUUUGCGGUAAAUGUUUUCGAUUUAAAGGAAUAUUAACUACACACAGAAGACAACAUACUGGCGAACGUCCAUAUAGUUGUUUAGAAUGUCAACAUCAUUUUACAAAUUGGCCAAAUUAUAAUAAGCAUAUGAAACGUAGGCAUGGAAUUAAUACAUCUCAUGCAAAGCAUUUGUCACAAUCUCAACAGAUACAAUCACAGCAGCAAUUACCAGAGCAGCAAUCAGAACAGUCACAAGCAGAUCACUCAAAUGUUUCAGAACAUUCACUUUCUAUAUCUCCUACGGAAUCAUCAGCUGUACAUGUCACUGAGAUCCGACCGUCUAUAUCUUCUAUUUUUCUCACUGAUUAUACGUAUAAACGAGGAAAUUAAAAAGAAGUCCCAUCAAAAUCAGUGAUGAGACACCUUUCUUACAAAUUGAUCAUUUUAUGAACUGAUGCAGAUGCUGGAUUGUUGGAUAUGUAUCCAAUAUCCAUUUACAAAUCUAAGUAAUGGGGUAUACAAUAUUCUAAUGGCCCAAUCUUCUAAGUCAAUGCAAUUUCGAUUUACUUAGCAUAUCUAAUCUGUAAGUUGGCUGCAAAUUAAUACUUAGUAAAAAAUUAGUAUACCAUGUGUAUGAAUAGUUCGCCAUAACCAUAUGAGUGUUAAGGAUGGUCCCAUUGAAUACUGAGAUUUAGUAAUACUGUGGAUGAUUGUAUUUUUAAAUACUUUUGUGACCUUUGCAAAAUAUACACUUGUACUAAAAUAUCUUGCAACUUUUGCAUUUUUAGAAUCGUUUAAAAUUUUAUCAAUAUAAUCAUGAUAGUUGUAACAAUCAUAAUAGUUAAUCACAUUUCUCUAUGGAUUGGUCCUUGUAUCACAUUAUUUCAUAUAAAAAAGUAUUAAGUUGCUUAUGCCAAACGAGAUGCAUUAACCAACGCAUAGAGAAAUGUGAUUAUUUUAAAAAAACUUGGAAUUAAAAAACUCUACGUGUCCACGCGCAAAGAAACUAAUAACUUCAUGUCGUGUCCUUUUCGAGGCCAUGCAACUCUUGUUUUAUAAUAUCGUAUAUCUUUUAUAAUAAUGUAAAAUUAUGAAGCUAGUUGCUUCAUUCUAUUUAUGGUUGGCUACUUCAUGCGCUAAGGAAUUCCCUGUUUCUGCAUUAAUAUCACGUUAUUUAUUUCUUAUCUGACUGCAAAAUGUAAAUAUAUUGUAAAUAACGUCACCGCAAAAACCAAUAGAACUUUAAUAUAAUUUUUCAAGAGUACGAUUAAUUUAUGACUCAUGGUUCCUUUUGCAAAGUUGGUAAUACGAUGCAAACAGAAAAUGUAACUUUUUGAUCUUGAAAUUCUAGGUCAAGAUCAAAAUCAAUUUUGCGGCAGUUUUUUUACAUUAAUCUCCACCAAACCAAGAGUGCAGGAUCACAUUGUGAUGGUUCCGACACUUAUUUUCCUUGCAUCCUAUACAUUCAAUUAAAGGCAAUAUAAGGUAUAUAAACAUAUAUAAAUCCUUUGACUAUAACAAUUAUUUUUUCAAUCUCUUAAAUAUUCGCUUUUUUCUCGAUUUUAUCGCGUUUCUGAUUUCGAUUAACGUUAUCUCAGCAUUACUAAAUUCAUUAGCCAUUGUACUUAUUUCUAUACGUUUGCCUUGAUUUUCUUGCACUUUCUUGCUUACAUUCAAACAUCAGUUUGUGGUCAUCAUGUAAUUUUAGGUUUUAAAAAUCUCCGAAAACGGUCGAUUUGAUAAUCGUUGGGAUCUUAUAUAAUAUUUGCACGCGCGUGCUGAAUAACGAAUGACACUUUCUCGAAAGAUCAAUCUUACUAACAAGAUACAAAAGCAAUACAUUAGUUCACCGUAAAGUCGGUGUGACGCAACGUAGACGGAUUGAAAUGAGAACUAUUUGAAAAUUAUAUUAAAAAAAAACCUUUUGAUAUUUUAUUUACAGUAACUGCCGAAAGUAUUCGAAUACUCGCCAUAGAAUUUUUUAAUGAAUAUAUUAUGUGCAUUACAUGAAAUUUUUUGAACCAACAACACACAUCAUGAUUAUAAUAAUAAGAGGAAUUGGUUCGAAAAAGUUUAUAGAAGUUAUUAGACAUUCGUUGCGAACAUAUAUUUUAUGUAAAAUUAGUAUAUAGUGUGAGUAGUCGUCUUAAACAUAAAAUUAGUGAUAAAGAUGGUCUCAUUACAUGUGGCUUAUUGAUAUAACAAAUAAUUGACUGUUCAAAUAUUUUGGUGAUCUUUGCGAAAUAUAUAAUUUACUCCUAAUAAAUAUCUUGUAACUUCUAUAUACAUUUUCAGAUUCGUUUCAAAUACCAAUGUAAUCACCAUAAUCGCGUUGCGUUAUAGUGUUAAUAAAAUUUUAAAAUACUUUGUAUAACAUACAAGGUGUCCCAAAUUUAAACAAUUGAACUUGAUCAGUAUGUUCUGUGAAUGUAAAUGAGAAAAAACGUCAUAUAAACAUAGGACGGCAAAUGCUUUCGGAAAAAGUUAUAACAAAAAUAUUGAUUGGUCGGGGAGGACACAUUUGGACCGCCAGGUUGUUGGGAUCGCCAGAUCUUAAAUUAAUAGACUUUUAUCAGUGAGGAAUAGUGAAAGUGAUUGUGUAUAGUAUAAAAGUCAAAUCGCAGAAGAAAAGACAAGAACUAAAAGUAGAAAGGAUUAAUGAUGCAUUUACUGAACUAAAGCAAGAUAAACAUGAAAUCGGAGAGUAAUAAAAUUCAAUUUCCCUACGAUAUCAAGCUGGUAUUCGAAACGGGAGACGGCAUUUUGAGAUGAAAACAUAAAUUAAUUUUUUCACUGUAAUAAAACGUAAUAAUAAAGUGUUUGCGAAUCUGUCUAUAUAACAUUUUUUCUUAUUUCUGCUCAUAGAACGCUGCGGAAAUUUGAUUAUUGAAACUUGGGGCACCCUCUAUACGCUACCAUAUAAAAAUAUUUGAAUAUUUGGUGCAAUUCAACCAAAACAUUGAAAUUUUUAUUAUAUUUUCAACAUUAUGAUGGAAGAUUGCUUCUCUACUUGCUAAUUUUUUACUUCUUGUCAUAACUCGGAUCAAAUGUUUUGUUACAUUGAAGUUUUGUUGAAUUGAUUGAAAAUCCAUAUUUAUUUCUAACAAAUAACUAAUACCUCGGAAAAUCUAUAUAAACUUCUAGAAUAUGGUUGGAAAUACAUCUCAAUUAAUUUUGCCAUAAUUCAAUCUCUAGCCAUUGUUAAUGUUUCAUUUUAUUUACAUUAAUAAAUAUUAACUAUAGUUUUUAUCAAUAAGAUCAGAGGCAAAAAUUAGAUUAAAGGCCUUUAUUUACAGUAUAUCCUAUAUAUUUGCAAUACAUAAUUU
Molecule: messenger RNA, 5103 nt
Organism: Bombus impatiens (common eastern bumble bee)
Lineage: Eukaryota; Metazoa; Arthropoda; Insecta; Hymenoptera; Apidae
Product: zinc finger protein 260
Exons: 8
Coding region: 371-2167 (598 amino acids)
Biological process (GO): regulation of cytokine production; negative regulation of transcription by RNA polymerase II; regulation of immune system process
Cellular component (GO): nucleus
Molecular function (GO): zinc ion binding
Source: RefSeq, a predicted model, not a curated record